GCCUCGAAUCAUUUUGAAACAACUAAAGAAGUUCCAUCCAUAUUCAUUAAUUCACUGCAGAAAUUAGUAGUUCGCCGGGAAUCACCAGUUGUACGAUUGAUUCAUCUAUGGAAGCAUCUGAUUAUUAGGCAGUCCUAACAUCAAUGGGGGACCGGCACAGAUGGUGGUUUCUCCACCUUUGUUUCACUCUCUCUCUCCUCGAAUCAGCUGCCGCCGGUUUACGACGAUUUCGGUUAACCGCCACAAUUCGCCACCGCCGUCGUCUUCUUCCAGCUCCUGCUCACCUUCACCUAAUUCUUCUUACUCUGCUUUCUCGUCUCAUCGCCCGGGGCGUUAUUGGAAUUUCAUUACUUUCUCCGGCAAUGGAAUUGUGGAAUUUCUGGAGUUUCGUGAUUGGCGUAUUGGUUUUUUACUGCUUGAAAGUUAUCCGGAAGCAUCACAGCCUUAAGGCUCAAGCGAUGAGUACUACUCAAGGAGAUCUUUCAUCUCCAACGGCCAUGAUAAAUUUGGAGGACAAACCCGAUCAUCUUCUCGUUCUUGUUCAUGGCAUCAUGGGGAGCCCAAGCGAUUGGACGUAUUGUGAAGCAGAGUUGAAAAGGCGAUUAGGGAAAAAAUUCUUGAUAUAUGCGAGUUCUUGUAAUAUGUAUGCCAAGACUUUCACAGGCAUUGAUGGUGCUGGUAGACGACUGGCUGACGAAGUCACGGAGGUCGUGAAGAAGGCAGAUAGCUUAACAAAGAUUUCAUUUUUAGCCCAUUCACUUGGUGGAUUAAUUGCAAGAUAUGCAAUUGCUGUCUUGUACACACCUAAUGUUUUUUCUGAUUAUCCUGAUGAUACAUACACAAACUCCGAACCCUCAUCUCCUCCAAAUGGUGGCUUGAUUGCUGGCCUGGAAGCAAUUAAUUUUAUUACCCUGGCGACACCACAUAUUGGAGUAAGAGGGAAAAAACAGCUUCCAUUUCUUUUGGGUGUGCCUUUCUUGGAGAAAAUUGCUCCGCCGAUUGCGCCUAUUUUUACUGGGCAAACUGGCAGUCAGCUCUUUCUCACUGAUGGAGACGCCGAUAAACCUCCUCUCUUAUUACGAAUGGCCUCAGACUGUGACGAAGGAAAAUUUUUGUCUGCACUAGCUGCUUUCAGAUGUCGGGUCCUUUAUGCAAAUGUGUCUUAUGACCAUAUGGUAGGUUGGUGCACUUCCUCCAUUAGAAGAGAAGAAGAACUCGUUAAACCUACAGAUGGGUCAUUGGAUGGCUACGAACACAUUGUGAACGUGGAGUAUUGCCCCCCAGUUUUGUCUGAGAGCCCGAAUUUCCCUUCGGAGGCAGCUGAAGCGAAGGAGGCUGCUCAAAAUGAUCCUAGCACACAGAACACAGUAGAAUAUCACGAGAUAAUGGAAGAUGAAAUGAUACGUGGAUUACAACGAUUGGGAUGGACGAAAGUUGAUGUUAGCUUUCACUCAGUACUCUGGCCGUUCUUUGCACACUACAAUAUUCAGACUUACAUCACACACGCCUCCCCCCCUCCUACUCUCUCGCCUGCGUCCCCCUCCGCCGGCGUCGUCUCCUCUCCCAACGUCGGCGUCGUCUCCUCUCCCAGCACCGACCCUCAUCUUCCCCAGCGCCGGCCGCAACGAGCUCUCCUGUACUGCCCAGCCGCGGCCCUUCUCCUCUCCCACCGCCGCCGACCUCUAAUGCCCAGCUCUCCUCAAAAUUGAAAUUGAAAUCGGGGCUGGAUACCUGAUUAUUCGGGACUGGAUACCCGAGUCGGGUAUUCGGGUAUCCGAAAUCAAAAUCGGAUCGGGUAUCAUGUACUAGAUUUUGGGAAAUUCGGGAUUGGGUACCCGAAAUUUUCGGAUCAGGUAUCUGUGGAUACUCGAUUUGACAGGCCUAUACACCACCACACGGCUUAUAGAAGCGACAGUCCUUCAAUUCAUACCUUGAUUGUAAUAAACAGGUGAAAAACGAAAGGUUUCAUAAUGCUGGAGCCGGAGUGGUGUCGCACGUUGCCGACACCAUAAAACAAUCUUCGCCAUGUAUAGGUGUUAAUUAGUCGUUGUACGCUGACAACAUGAUGGAAAGUUCUAGUUUCCACAUAAUGUGUAUCAUCAUUCUCAGGAUGAUAAUCUUUUAAUUAUAUAUGAUGGUUAUAUUUUCAUCCACCAAUCAAAGGGGAGAAA
This is a messenger RNA of Salvia splendens (bonfire salvia), 2171 nucleotides long. RefSeq lists its product as uncharacterized. The transcript is spliced from 13 exons. The record is from RefSeq and is a predicted model, not a curated record. Lineage: Eukaryota; Viridiplantae; Streptophyta; Magnoliopsida; Lamiales; Lamiaceae. Gene Ontology annotation, biological process: lipid metabolic process. The coding region runs from base 144 to 1709 and encodes 521 amino acids.